This is a messenger RNA of Miscanthus lutarioriparius, 1464 nucleotides long. The record is from the annotation of a GenBank genome assembly. Lineage: Eukaryota; Viridiplantae; Streptophyta; Magnoliopsida; Poales; Poaceae.
AUGGCGGACGCGUUCUCCCCGCCUUCGCCGCCGCCGGCACCGGCACCGGCACCAUCCCCUAUCGCCGCGGAGGACCUCGCGGACGCGCCGCUCGCGCCGUGGACGUUCUCCCCGUGGCCGGCGCCGCGCGGGGUCAACCAUGUCAGCGGCGGCGGUCGGGCGAAUCCGCUCUUCACCAUACUGCCAGUCUCGGCUCUGGCCAUCGGCCUCGUGCUGCUCGUCGCCGUGGGCGUCAUCCUGGCGGCGACCCGCCGGGCAAGGCCGCGCCAGGCGGACGCCGGCGGCAGCAGCUGCAACGGUGACGGCAAGCCGGGCGCACCGCCGUCCAGUUGCGGCAGCCAUAACACCAGGUGCGGCUACGCCGGCGCCGGCACAGGGUGCAUAUACGCCGGUCGUCUGGGGUUCUCGUCUGCGCAGCUGCCGCGGAGCCGUGGCGCGCAGGUGUUCACGUACCGGGAGCUGGAGCGCGCGACGGACGGGUUCAGCGAGUGCAACGUGGUGGGGCGGGGCGCCUACGGCGCGGUCUUCCGAGGCCGGCUCGCCGACGGCACCACCGCCGCCAUCAAGCGGCUGCGGCUGGACCACCGGCGGCAGGGCGAGCGCGAGUUCCGCAUCGAGGUGGACCUGCUGAGCCGGAUGGACUCGCCGUACCUGGUGGGGCUGCUGGGCUACUGCGCCGACCGGAGCCACCGGCUGCUGGUGUUCGAGUACAUGCCCAACGGCAGCCUCAAGAGCCACCUCCACCCGCCCCGGCCGCCGGCGCCCGCGGCUGCAGCCGAAGGCCUCCUCCAGCUGAGGCCCCCGCCGCCGCUGGACUGGCAGACGCGGCUGGGCAUCGCGCUGGACUGCGCGCGCGCGCUCGAGUUCCUGCACGAGCACAGCAGCCCCGCCGUGAUCCACCGCGACUUCAACUGCAGCAACGUCCUGCUGGACCACAACUACCGCGCCCGCGUCUCCGACUUCGGCAUGGCCAAGGUCGGCUCCAACAAGGCCGACGGGCAGGUCGUCACCCGCGUGCUCGGCACCACCGGCUACCUCGCGCCAGAGUACGCGUCGACGGGGAAGCUGACGACCAAGUCGGACGUGUACAGCUACGGGGUUGUGCUCCUGGAGCUGCUCACCGGCCGGGUACCCGUGGACACGCAGCGGCCGCCCGGAGAGCAUGUCCUGGUUUCCUGGGCCCUUCCGCGACUCACGAACCGCCAGAAACUGGUGCAGAUGGUUGACCCUGCCCUGAAAGGCCAGUUUGCCCUGAAGGAUCUGAUCCAGGUCGCCGCCAUCGCCGCGGUGUGCGUCCAGACGAAGGCGGAGUACCGGCCGCUGAUGACGGACGUGGUGCAGUCGCUGAUCCCCAUCGCCAAGACCACCCCGGCCAUGUCCUGCUCCUCCACGCCGCUCAGACCGGCCUUGCAGCACGUCAUCUUCAUGGGCCCGCAGUGCGGCGGCAACAAGACCUCCUCCUAG